ACCCACUACGUUAUGUGAAACUAUGGGGAAAGCAGAAAUUUGGCUAAUGAGGACAUAUUGGGAUUUUGAAUUUCCUCGUCCAUACUUACCUAAUUUUGAGUUUGUAGGAGGAUUGCAUUGUAAACCUGCCAAACCGUUACCUAAGGAAAUGGAAGAAUUUGUCCAAAGUUCAGGUGAACAUGGAGUUGUGGUGUUCUCUCUGGGGUCAAUGGUCAAAAACCUCACAGAAGAAAAAGCCAAUCUCAUUGCCUCAGCCCUCGCUCAGAUUCCACAGAAGGUCUUAUGGAGAUACAAAGGAAAGAAGCCAGCCACAUUAGGAGCCAAUACUCGGCUCUAUGACUGGAUACCCCAGAAUGAUCUUCUUGGUCAUCCCAAAGCAAAAGCUUUUAUCACUCAUGGUGGAACAAAUGGGAUCUAUGAAGGUAUUUAUCAUGGGGUCCCUAUGGUGGGAGUUCCCAUGUUUGCUGAUCAGCAUGAUAACAUUGCUCACAUGAAGGCCAAGGGAGCGGCUGUGGAGGUGAACAUAAACACAAUGACUAGUGAAGAUUUGCAUGAUGCCUUGAAAACAGUCAUUAAUGAACCUUCCUAUAAAGAGAAUGCUAUGAGGUUAUCAAGAAUUCACCAUGAUCAACCUGUAAAGCCCUUGGAUCGAGCGGUCUUUUGGAUUGAGUUUGUCAUGCGCCACAAAGGAGCCAAACACCUGCGGCCAGCUGCUCACAACCUCACCUGGGUCCAGUACCACUCUUUAGAUGUGAUUGGGUUCCUGCUGGCCUGUGUGGCAACUGCUAUAUUUUUGGUCACAAAAUGUUGCUUAUUUUCUUGUCAAAAAUUUGGUAGAACAGGAAACAAGAAAAAGAGGGAAUAGAUCAUUCUCAGGGUGGUACAGGUCUGCGUGGGCAAUCCUGUUUAGUUUAGCCACAAUGACCUUCAUGAAAACAUAUCAUCUUCAUCAUGUCUUCAAAAUUACCAUUUCUCUCCCUUAGCCUACAGAUAAAGCCUAAAAUUUGACAAUACCAUUAACUAGUGAGCAUGUCCUGUUCUUCCUUUGUCUUUUGCCAGAUGACUUUACCCUCUUCCUCUCACUUUCCUGACACAGAGACACUAAUAGUUUUAUGUAGAUUCUAUACACAAUAUUAUCAUUAUUUUUUAACCCUAAGUGGUAUGCUGACUAACAAUAUGCUAAAUCCUGAGGAACACACAAAAUGAGAGCUAAGUUUGAUGGAUGUAGGGAACAUGGAAGAAUAAAAUUCACAAAUUCACCUAGAACAUACAAAUCAGAGAAACAUCAUAGAAGAUUAGUAUGUUAUAAGAAUAGUAUUGAUUUUUUUUCUGCUUUCCCAAUGUUACUGGAGUCAGAGCAUGAAAUGAUAAUAACUGGGAUGG
Molecule: messenger RNA, 1383 nt
Organism: Myotis brandtii (Brandt's bat)
Lineage: Eukaryota; Metazoa; Chordata; Mammalia; Chiroptera; Vespertilionidae
Product: UDP-glucuronosyltransferase 2A1
Exons: 5
Coding region: 23-865 (280 amino acids)
Molecular function (GO): UDP-glycosyltransferase activity
Source: RefSeq, a predicted model, not a curated record